UGACACUCGAAGAGGUCAAUCACGAUGCGAGUGAUCAAGGCGUACUUUGGGCAGGUCCGGCAAGGCCAUCGCAUUCGAAAGGCGACAAGUGUCAUGCAGAAGCGGAAGAAGGACAGCGUAACGAAGGUCGUGAACGACUUUGAGGCGCUGUCAAUCUCAGACAAAGAAGUGGUGAUCACGAGGGUGUUGGCAAACCACAAGAAGGACUUCAACCUGGAAAAACACUUUGCAGAUGCCGACGUGAACCAAGACGGCAAGCUGACGGCGGUGGAGUUUCAUUCGUACAUCACAUCCCAAUUCUUGCCCAAGACCCUGUCGAGUUCGAUCGGGCAUAGUUCCAUGGAACCGCCAACGGCGCACCAGCUCCGCCUCGUCAUGCUCGCAUCCGGCAUUCCGUUCAUUGGAUUUGGUGUCGUGGACAACCUCAUCAUGCUCACAGCCGGCGACUUCCUCGAAACGAACAUCCGCCUCAUGUUCCCCAUCUCCCUCGUCGCGGCGGUCGGCCUUGGAAACUGCGUCGCCGACGUUGCAGGGCUCAGUCUCGGCGGGGUCAUCGAAUCCUUCGCUCGUAAACUAGGCAUCCAGGACCCCCAGCUGUCGUCCACGCAGGCGCGCAUGCCGCAUGUCCGCGCGGUGAGUUACUUUUCGCAGGCGAUCGGCAUCUCGUUUGGAUGCCUCGUGGGCAUGUUUCCGCUCUUAUUUAUGGAUUUUGACGACGAAGAUGAAGACGAGGUGAAGCAGGCCGUGAAGAAGCGGUACCGAGUGCGGAUGUCUGCCUCACCCGAACACCACGAGGACCAUAAUGCAGUCAAAUUGGCCAUUGAGUAGUAGGUACUUGAGUACAGUAGUACCUAACCUAAUAAAGUACAGUUGUACUACAGUA
Aphanomyces astaci is the source of this 883-nucleotide messenger RNA. RefSeq lists its product as hypothetical. Gene Ontology annotation, cellular component: mitochondrion. The record is from RefSeq and is a predicted model, not a curated record. The transcript has a single exon. Bases 25 to 828 code for a protein of 267 amino acids. Gene Ontology annotation, molecular function: calcium ion binding. Lineage: Eukaryota; Oomycota; Saprolegniomycetes; Saprolegniales; Verrucalvaceae.